CAAACUGCAGUAAAAGCCUCCGUAGAAGAAGAAGAAGAGCGGAAACACUUCUGGCUUCUGGAAAGGCGGAUCCCUCUCGGCUACUUUGGCUCUCUGAACUUCUUCUGGGGCUGUUUCUGCCUCCUAGUCUUAGUCCAAAUCCAACGAAAACAUCUUUAAAACAGCAACGUAUCCAGUGGAGACCCGGGAGCGUACUUACUGCCACGACAGGGAGGAUUUUCCGGCUCUGCGGUUAGCUCGCUAACUUUUAACGCACUAGCAUCUAACUUCAAACCCGCCCUGCAGUAACAGGGAAGCAGCAGCUGCAGCACCUGAGCUAACACAGGAAGAUGGCCGAUACUGACUUGAUAUGGGCAUUGAAGACUGGGGACCUGGAGGAGGUCAAAGCCAAGAUGGUGACGGCUGAAGAUGUGAACCGGACCCUGGACGGAGGGAGGAAGCCCCUGCACUACGCCGCAGACUACAACCAGUCGGACGUGGCGUUGUACCUCCUCUCUAAGGGAGCAGAUAUCAACGCCACAGACAAGCACGGGUUCACUCCGCUGAUCUGCGCCUGUUACGAGAGUAACGUCGCCUGCGUCAAGGUCCUGCUAGAAAAGGGAGCUGACAAAGACCUAAGAGCACCGGAUGGCGCCAGUGCCUUUGAAGCCGCAGCUGAGAGCGAUGCCAUAAAGGCUCUGCUCAAGUGAGAGACAGCGGUGUGGGAGGUGGCCGGACAGGUGGGUGAACGGACGGACAGAUGGAUGCAGUGGUCCCCUGACAGGAGAUGGACUUGCCCCCCCCUUUUUAACUCAAUCAACCUCUGUCUUAACACUGCUUUUGUCUGUUUGUUGGAGGUCAUGUUGUCUGUCUGGUGAUUUUCCUUUGCCCUGUUUGUAUUUUCUUUUCUUUCCCAAGUUUUGGGAUAGGAUUCCCCCCUCCCCCCCUUCCUCUUGGCCUCUCGUCUGUAGCCAUUCAACAGACUUGUCAGUUAUAUCUCCCUUAGGGACCAAACACCGAGGGAGUGUUCUCGCACCUGGAUCCUAGACCACAGCUCAGACUAGAAAAAUCACUCUGUAAUGAAAUGCAAAGCUCGCACUUAUUUACACAUUUGACGUUUGCCGUCUCCUCUUUAAACUGUAAAGAAACAAUGACAGUAGAUAGUAGUGUGUUGACAUUUUUUUUACAAAUCCAUUAUUAUAAGUAUUGUUCUGCCAGGGCUCAAUCACAUGAACAGUAAUUGCACUGUACUAUGCUAGAUAGUUGAGGAGAAAGGUUGUGAAGUUUCAUUAUAUACACCUUUCAUUACGUGUGGCCUCUUCCUCGUACCUUGAUUUUUUUUUUUCUUCUAACAGACCAAACUGUCUUUCCAAUCCAAUCAUGAAAUUUUGGUGGAAGUGUGUUGAGAGGGGUCCAGAGGUUAGGAUUUAAUUUUCUACUUGGCAUAUCACCUACAUAUCAAGUGUUUUUUGAAAAUGUUACCUUGGUAAAGCAUUACAAAUACUCUGUAGACCAAUCACCAUGCUGGCUAACUAGGAAGACUUGAAUGUUGCAAUUUUAAAAAAUCUGUUACUGAAUCCAUUUUUGAAGCAAUGUUAACAUCACACGAAAGAAUAAAGAAUUUUAAAAAUG
Notolabrus celidotus (New Zealand spotty) is the source of this 1611-nucleotide messenger RNA. RefSeq names its product myotrophin (gene mtpn). The transcript has 4 exons. Gene Ontology annotation, cellular component: nucleus; cytoplasm. Bases 330 to 689 code for a protein of 119 amino acids. Gene Ontology annotation, molecular function: protein binding. Gene Ontology annotation, biological process: regulation of barbed-end actin filament capping. The record is from RefSeq and is a predicted model, not a curated record. Lineage: Eukaryota; Metazoa; Chordata; Actinopteri; Labriformes; Labridae.